Messenger RNA from Saxophila tyrrhenica, 801 nucleotides. RefSeq lists its product as uncharacterized. The transcript has a single exon. NCBI's taxonomy places the organism in Eukaryota, Fungi, Ascomycota, Dothideomycetes, Mycosphaerellales, Extremaceae. The coding region runs from base 1 to 801 and encodes 266 amino acids. The record is from RefSeq and is a predicted model, not a curated record.
AUGGUUGCCUUCGUCAGCGCGGCGCUGCUCUCCCUCGCAGCCGUCGGCACCCUCGCCGCCCCAACCGUCGAGAAGCGCACCGGCCUGUGGCACCACAAGUCGGACUGCAUGUCCAGGAGAGAGGCUCAGGUCGUCGCCGACAACUACGCCGAGCUGAUCCGCAACUACACCGAUGAGCUCGCCCUGGCAACUCUCGACCCAGGCUUCACGGACUAUAGCGAGUCUGUCAACACCCUCAUCAACACCUGCCCCCAGGGUGAUGCCGCGCAGACCCUCCCGCUCCUGGCCCCAACCUUCUCCAACCGAACCCAGUUCAUGAUCGGCCAAGGCCAGCAGCCUUUGAUCAACUUCGAGCAGCUCAACAUCCACCACGACUGCAAAUCUGUCACCAUCCGAUGGCUGACCAACAACACCGCUCCCAUCCCAAACCCGCGGCCAGUCGUCGGCAUAAUCCUCCUCGAAGUUGUCAAGGCACCCAAGCGCAACCAGUACCCGUGGGUUGCGAAGACUGUCUAUUCCGAAUUUGACUCGGGCGCGUGGCUCCAGAAUCUCGAGCAGGCCGGCAUCUGCGUGGGUGCCGACGCCAGUGGCAGCUCGCCACCGAUCAUCCUCCCAAGCGGUACCAUCCCGGCUAGCCCAAUCGUGCCAUCCGGGUCUGCCGCGCCCGUGGCUGGCUCCGUCGUCGCGCCUUCGGUCACCGCCGCACCAUCCGGCUACACCGCUGCUCCUGCCUCUGCUGCCGACACCUGCACUACGCCUAGCUCUGCUACCCCCGCGCCGACUGCUACCUACGCUGCAUAG